This is a messenger RNA of Alternaria infectoria, 389 nucleotides long. RefSeq lists its product as uncharacterized. Lineage: Eukaryota; Fungi; Ascomycota; Dothideomycetes; Pleosporales; Pleosporaceae. The annotation marks the transcript as partial. The transcript has a single exon. The record is from RefSeq and is a predicted model, not a curated record.
AUGUCCUCGAAGAUAACUUCAGGUGUGUUGUUCCCACACCAGGCCCUCAGUGCCGCACUAACACGAUUGUCUUCAAACCAUUCCCUGUCAGGACUCGAUACGAUGCGGACUAUCUCAACAUUUGGCAGCACGCUGAUAGUGCCCUUGUACGUAUCAGUCCAGAAACAGUCCUUCUUAAGGAAUUUUCGAACCACAUAUUGCAGAAGUUUGGGUCUGACUCUGACGGAGGUUAUACGCUCGCAGCAGUUGUCUUCGCAAUGGUGGAACAGAAUUGCCAGGGGGCCAGAUCUGGAAAAGUCGAAAAGAGUAUGUUUGUAAAGGAGGGAAGUAGCUUCUUGGCGGACUUGCUUGCAGGUGUUGAGGAGGCUGGGUUGCGGGUAUUUGAGUAG